Molecule: messenger RNA, 2944 nt
Organism: Amyelois transitella
Lineage: Eukaryota; Metazoa; Arthropoda; Insecta; Lepidoptera; Pyralidae
Gene: pit
Product: probable ATP-dependent RNA helicase pitchoune
Exons: 11
Coding region: 121-1962 (613 amino acids)
Biological process (GO): maturation of LSU-rRNA from tricistronic rRNA transcript (SSU-rRNA, 5.8S rRNA, LSU-rRNA)
Cellular component (GO): nucleolus
Molecular function (GO): ATP binding; RNA helicase activity; nucleic acid binding
Source: RefSeq, a predicted model, not a curated record
GGAUCUGUCCUGUACUGUAGGUACUCCUGUCGUAGUCGUAACUGUCGUCGUGUUUAUUGAACUUUAUUGUUGACCCACGUUUUUAAUUUUAACUUUUAUUUUACUAUCUCAAUUUCCUAAAUGGUUAUGCCAGACAAGAUUAUGAUGCGUAAAAUUAAAAAAAGGGAAAAGAGGAAACUGCAUCUUAUGAGCAAGGAAUCUAAUGCAAUGAAUGCAGGUUUCAAUUUUUCAGAAUCGGAACCACAGGAAGCUAAGAAACGACCACAUGAAAUCAAUGAAGACAAUUCUAAACCAGAUUCUAAAAAAAAACAUAAAAAGAAAAAGGCUGAUGUCAAAGAAGAACCAGUUGAGGUAAAAAAAGAAAAUGAUAAUGGUGAAGAAGCAGACUCUGACAAUGAAAUAGAAAUAAAGACAAAUGAUGAAAGCCAAUUGCCUGGGUCCAGUUUAAGUCUCAGCAUUUUAUCAGAACAGAAAUUCUCUUCUUUGGAAGGUAAAGUGUGUGAGCCUACUCUUAUGGCCAUAAAAGACAUGGGCUUCACCACCAUGACAGAAAUCCAAGCCAAAGCAAUACCACCAUUGCUGGAGGGUCGAGAUCUCGUGGGAGCAGCAAAGACUGGAUCUGGGAAGACCCUCGCAUUUUUAAUUCCUGCAAUUGAACUUAUUCAUAAGCUGGAGUUCAAGCCUAGAAAUGGAACUGGUGUUAUUAUUCUUUCGCCGACAAGGGAAUUGGCAAUGCAAACUUUUGGAGUAUUGAUGGAGCUGAUGAAGUAUCAUCAUCACACUUAUGGGAUGGUGAUGGGUGGAGCUAACAGAACAACAGAAGCCCAGAAGUUAUCUAAAGGAAUCAACAUUUUAGUAGCAACACCAGGUCGAUUGCUUGAUCACUUGCAAAAUACACCAGACUUCUUGUACAAAAAUCUUCAGUGUCUCGUCAUUGAUGAGGCAGACAGAUUACUUGAGAUUGGUUUUGAAGAGGAAGUCAAGCAGAUCAUCAGACUAUUGCCCAAACGCCGUCAAACUAUGCUGUUCAGUGCCACUCAGACCAAGAAGACUGAAGCACUGACAGCCUUUGCGGUAAAGCAAGAACCAAUUUAUGUAGGCGUUGAUGACCAGAAAGAACAAGCAACCGUGGACUCUUUGGAACAAGGGUUCAUUGUGUGCCCUUCAGAGAUGCGUAUGAUGGUCUUAUUCACGUUUCUAAAGAAGAACAGGAAGAAGAAAGUUAUGGUUUUCCUCUCAACUUGUAUGUCCGUAAAAUACCAUCACGAAUUGUUUAACUACAUCGACCUGCCUGUGAUGUCUAUACAUGGCAAACAACAGCAAACGAAGCGUACCACAACUUUCUUCCAGUUCUGCAAUGCGGAGUCCGGUAUACUUUUAUGUACGGACGUAGCGGCUAGAGGCCUAGACAUUCCAGCUGUGGAUUGGAUCGUUCAAUAUGACCCACCUGAUGAUCCUAAGGAAUAUAUUCACCGUGUGGGCAGAACAGCGAGGGGUCUCUGUACCAACGGGCACGCGUUGUUGUUCUUGCGACCCGAGGAAUUGGGAUUCCUUAGGUAUCUGAAGCAGUCGAAGGUCACCCUCAAUGAAUACGAAUUCUCUUGGAACAAAGUUGCUAAUAUUCAGUUGCAGUUGGAAAAAUUAAUAUCAAAAAACUAUUUCCUGAAUCAAUCUGCCAAGGAAGCAUUCAAGAGCUAUCUCAGGGCUUACGAUUCUCACCAUUUGAAAACUAUAUUCGACAUCGAUAAGAUUGAUUUGGCUAAAGUAUCAAAAUCAUUUGGUUUCAUUGUACCUCCAGCUGUAGAAUUAAAGAUAACAAAUAAAGGCCCGCCUUCAAAAAGGAAAGGAGGCGGUGGUUACGGCUAUUUUAAUUCACUAAAUGCACCAGCAAGCCAGAGGAAUAAGGCGCAGAAAACUAAGAUAUACAGACAAAAAGGUGGUAAUAAACGGUCCGUUAGUUAAGCGAUAAUAAUUAUAUUGGUAUAAUAAAACUGUAUUUUAUAAUUUUGUGGUUUUUUUAAUUGGUAAGGAAAGCCUUUUUUACACCUGGCGUUGAUUCCAGUUACAUCCUCAUCUCUUUACAUAGGAGUUUUAAAGAGGUGUCCGGCGACAUAGAAGCGAGACACGGGAGGCAGCGGCGCGAUGCGCGAAAAUGCAAUCGCCUCAAACCCAAACAUUAUAUUCGUUCGAUAACAAUUUCUAGAAGAAGACAGUAAAUCCAUCUUAAACAUAUAUAUCAGAUAUACAUUUUGUGUUCCUAAAGGUAAUAUGUAAAUCUUUUGUGUAUUUCAUAUCAAAACGACUAUUAACAGAUAAAUUAUGAACUACAACAGUGUCGUUAUCUAAUUACAUUUCGUCAUAUUAUGCUAUUUGAUUUAUUUUCUGUUGUAACUUUCCAUUCCAAAUACAAAGGGUUUAUUUACGCGACUUUUAAAAAAGAGGAGGAUAAUGUUUGAAGAUUUAUUUUAAUUGUGUUUAAUCUGUGCCACGGACCUUAUACUCGUAUUUAAAAAUAGUUUGAUAAAUUUGAAUUUGAUUGUUUAUUCGUAGAUAUUUGAAUGAAUGUAAAUAAUAUAAAGAAAUAAUUUUAACAGCAGUGAAAUGGGGACAAGAAAAUAGACGAAAAAAUAAAACAGCUAUAGAAAACUUAUGUACAAAUUUAUUGCAAGUUUGUGUACAGACAAAACACAUAGGUACAUAUAUGUAUAUAUGUAUACAGAUAAAAUAUAAUAAUUAUCACAAAUGGCUUAUAUUUUCCUCAUAACUAGGGAACUUCACGUGGGAAAUUACAAAUUGACAAUAAUGAGGAAAGUAGUACCCCUUAGAAAUAAUAACGAAAUUCGAUAUAAUUAUGUUGUUUUCGAUGUCGUCUUUCACAUUUUCCGAAUUUUAGGUAAAGAUUUUCUUUUUCUUGAAAACUGGAAUCACGAUUUUUGAGAUUUUA